Molecule: messenger RNA, 774 nt
Organism: Drosophila ananassae
Lineage: Eukaryota; Metazoa; Arthropoda; Insecta; Diptera; Drosophilidae
Exons: 1
Coding region: 1-774 (257 amino acids)
Source: RefSeq, a predicted model, not a curated record
AUGGAGGAAUACAAGUUGCUUGUUGUAGGCCGCCGCAGACUGAAGGGUACGAUCACGAGGAUCGUGUCCUUAGCUGAGCGUUUACCUGCAACACAAACGAAGGAUGGAAUCGAUGUCUUGUUCGAUCGACUGGAUUUGGCAUGGAGCGAAUUCGAGAAGAUUGGCGACAGGACAUCGCUUCACGAUGCGGUCGAUGGGUAUGUAGAUCCAGCCAACGACUUCGAGGAGUACGAAGGAAGGUACCUGAGGGCAAGGGAGUUACUUGUCUCAGGAAAGCGCUCACUGGAGCCACAAACAAGCACUCAAAGCAAUGAGUCAAUGCCGGGUAAUGGAGAUGCACUUUUCCGGUUUCUACAACAACAACAACAGAUGCUAGAACGAAUGGCUGUUUCUGAAGCAGCAAGCACACCUAUUUCACAAGAUGACGCAAUGAACGCGGUAGCAACGCAUAAGGAACUACCGAAAAUUCAAAUCAAACGUUUUUCGGGAGACUACAAGGAAUGGCCGGCAUUUUGGGAUAUCUAUAAAAGCACUAUCCAUAAGAAGCGACAACUAUCAGAUACACAGAAGUUUCACUAUUUGAAAUCACUAUUGACCGAUGAAGCAGCGAAUCUAAUUGCACAUUUGCCAAUUACUGACAGCGCAUAUGAAACAGCAGUGUCGCGUUUAAACGAGAGGUACGACAGACCACGCCAUAUUGUGUUUUCAUUAUUGGAACAGUUCACAAAGCUACCGGAAACAACAAAGAUUGAUGUAUCAGUGCUAAGUGACUGA